This is a messenger RNA of Laetiporus sulphureus 93-53, 833 nucleotides long. RefSeq lists its product as uncharacterized. The coding region runs from base 105 to 572 and encodes 155 amino acids. The transcript has a single exon. NCBI's taxonomy places the organism in Eukaryota, Fungi, Basidiomycota, Agaricomycetes, Polyporales, Laetiporaceae. The record is from RefSeq and is a predicted model, not a curated record.
GCGCUCAGGUGGUCUGUGCGCUCUCCACGCUUACGACAUUGCGAGCGGUCGAGACGCGCUGUGGUCCUCGAGAUCGGCGGUGUUUGUCAUCGAUCCCAGUUACAAUGCUAACCUUCCGCCAGGAGGCAAGAGUCGACAAGCGAUAUGGAGGCGCCGACGAGCUGGGCGCAGUUGCCGCUGAUAGACAACCGAGGUGGACACGGGACGUGAGGAGUCCCGAGAGGGUGUCACCGAGCUGGAGGACCGAGGCGGACAAUGACAAACGCGGCUCGGCGCACGUGAGCAGCGCGCUUCGUGGCGCAAGCAGCAGUCGCGGGCUCAUAGCAUGCGGCGAGGAUCUGCCCCUGUUCGCGGACCCGACGUUGGCGGGGUGCGCAUCACCGCGCGUGCCUGGCGAAGGGAGCGGGUACCCGAAGGAGCCAGGUCUGAUUCGGUGGAAGGUUCGCAGGCGGGUGCAGUGGGCAGAAAUGAGCGUGGGUUCGCGCCCGUCCUCGCAGAAUAGGCGUUCUCACGUUGGCGAUGUCCCUCUCAUAGCGGAGGCGUGCGUCAUCAUUCCAGGCAGUGCUGUUUGAGAGACCGGGUUUGUUCCAUGGGGACGAGAUGAAAUACCUGGGAUCAGCUAUCAUUCUCGCAGCGGGUGAUUGAGUCUGCUGGAAAUUCAAACAGAGGCCCCGAGAACAUGAGGCGCUCCAUUAAGGUGCCACGAAGCCAUCAGCUUCUCCAACGAUACGAAAUUCAGCCAAUCGGACAGAGGGCAUGCCGAUGAGUGGCGGACGAGACUUCGCCUAAGCGUCACGGGGAUAGCGAGGGAGGACGGCGCCUGUGGCGCAUGC